AUGGAUAAAAGUUGGAUGCAUGAAACUGAUAGAACUAGUACACGAUAUAGUGAAGGUGUUAAACAGUUCAUUAACAUGGCACGUGGUCAUGCGGAUCGAGUUGGUAGGAUUAAUUGUCCAUGUCGUAAAUGCACAAAUCGAUAUUAUCAACAUAUAGACGCGGUGGAGACUCAUUUAAUUUUGAAUAGAUUUGAUUUGAAUUACACUGAAUGGAUAUUUCAUGGGGAAGAAGAUCCGUUUUAUAAACAUGUGCAAGUUGAGCAUAAUGAUAAUAAUUCACAAGCAGAAGACAUUGAUGACGUUGGAGAAAUGUUAGAUGACAUUUAUAGGGGGACAUUUCCAGAUGCAAAUAUAGGUGAAUCCUCCACUUCUCCAGGUCCAUCAAACAAUGAUCACAAAACAAGACUUUUUGAUCAGUUGUGGGAAGAUGCCCAAUGUGAGCUUUAUCCAGGUUGUAAAAAGUUUUCUAAACUCUCUUUUUGUAUGAAGCUGCUUCAUAUAAAGACACUUUGCAAUUGGAGUGAUAAGUCGUUUGAUUUGAUGAUUGACUUGAUAAAGCAGGCACUCCCAGAUGGGGAGUCAUUGCCAAAAUUGUAUUAUGAAGCGAAGCAGUUUAGGCGAGACUUGGGUUUUAGCUAUGAGUUGAUAUAUGUAUGCAAAAAUGUCUGUACACUUUUUUGGAAGGAACAUGCUGAUAAAGAAGAAUGCCCAAAAUGUCAUACUUCAAGAUGGAAAGAGGACAAUGGUAAAGGUAAAAAAAUUCCUUGGAAGGUCUUAAGGUAUUUUCCAAUUAAACCAAGGUUGCAGCAAUUGUUUAUGUCGAAAGAUAUAGCUAAAGACAUGAGGUGGCACAAAGAUGAGCGACUUGAAGAUGGAGAUUACCUUAGACAUCCUGCCGAUUCAAUAGUGUGGAAAGAGUUUGAUAAAAAAACAUGCUUGGUUUGCUGCAGAUUCCCGCAAUGUGCGACUUGGUUUAGCAAGCGAUGGGUUUAA
Molecule: messenger RNA, 993 nt
Organism: Quercus robur (English oak)
Lineage: Eukaryota; Viridiplantae; Streptophyta; Magnoliopsida; Fagales; Fagaceae
Exons: 1
Coding region: 1-993 (330 amino acids)
Source: RefSeq, a predicted model, not a curated record